Closterium sp. Yama58-4 is the source of this 3729-nucleotide messenger RNA. The record is from the annotation of a GenBank genome assembly. NCBI's taxonomy places the organism in Eukaryota, Viridiplantae, Streptophyta, Zygnematophyceae, Desmidiales, Closteriaceae.
GUGCGCUUCUCCAAGGAUGUGCGCAGCAUGGUGGUGCGCCGAGCCAUGCUGAAAGCCAUGUACGACCAGCACCCUGAGACCUUCCCCGAGGACACUCUCAAGCAACUGGCGUACGACGGCCAGAACACCCUCUUUGCCCUGCGCGCGCUCAACAUCCCGUCGCCCAAGGCGUUCCCUAUCAAGAUUAUGGACGAGCGACCCCCGCCAGCAACGCGAGGAGAUGACGGGGAGGCGGCUUUGAAGAGGCCGCGCAGGGACGAGUCGAGGCCGCCAAGAGUGAAGGAUGAGUUGGAAAUCACCCUCACACAGGUGGCGGAGGUUGAUCUUUCGACCAUCAAGGCCGCCAUCACCCCAGCGGGCACCUCUGCUCCUGUCUUCGCCCCGGACGCCCUCCGCGCUCUCGAUGUGAAGCUGCGCGACUACGCUGCCCAGCGCUUCCUCCUGGUGAAAGACAAGUUCUUUGACCGGAACUUUGGCCGCGUGGCCCCUCUCCCAGGUGGCAUUGAGGCAUGGACUGGCUUCAAUGUCAGCUUCAGACCCAUCCACAACGCACUGGCGCUCAACCUGGACAUCGUGACGGCGUGCAUGGUGCAGCCCAUCCCUGUGUUGGACCUGCUGGGACAUCUCCUCAACCGCAACCCGGCCAACCACCUGACCGACGCCGAACGGAUCAGGCUGAAGGGUAUCCUCAGGAACCUGCGGGUGGAGGGAAGGCCUAGCGGGCAGAAGCACAAGGUGUAUGACCUCACACGCGAUGGGGCUGCUGACCUCAGGUUCAACAAUCGGCGCAAUAACAAUGAGAGCCAGAGCGUGGCAGAGUAUUAUAAGCGACAGCACGACAUCACCCUGCGCUUCCCCAACCUGCCCUGCAUUUCUGCGUCCAACCGGCCGAACAAGCCCUGCUGGAUUCCGCUCGAGCUAUGCAGCGUGGUGGACGCACAGAGGUAUCUGCGCCAGCUGACACCGCAGCAGGUGGCAGCCAUCGGCAAUCUGCGCCUCAAGCCCGACAAGCGCCGCGACGAUAUCUCCAACGCGGUGGGAGCAGCGGGUCUGGCGAACAACCCUCAUCUGGAGGCGUUUGGAAUGCACAUCCAGCCCAGGAUGAUGCAGGCUGAUGGCCGCCAGCUGGAGCCUCCCGUUCUGCAGUUCGGCGGGGGCACCAUGCAGCCUCGGGAUGGGCAGUGGAACAUGAACCAGCAGCGCAUGUUUGCGCCGGCCGAAAUCAAGUCGUGGGCGGUGGUGUGCUUCGACCACCGCGUGAGGGACCCCAUGCAGGUGGCAACUGCUCUCAGGGACUGCUGCGGGCGGAAAGGGCUGGUCAUCAGCAGCACCUCUCCAGUGGUAAUUGUGGAGGACACGCGGUCAGCACCGCCAGAGAAGCUGGUGGAGCGGGCUAUCGAGCGCCUCAAGAAAUCUGAGCCUGCUUUCAUUGUCUGGAUCCUGGAUGCCCGCAAGACCAGCCCGCUGUACGCGCCCAUCAAGAAGCUGUGUGACACGCGCAUAGGCGUGCCCACGCAGUGCAUCGUGCAGCCGCCCAAGGGCUUUAACGACCAGUACCUUACAAAUGUGGCGCUCAAGAUGAACUUGAAGAUGAGGGGCGUGAACUGGGUGCUCACAGACACCGUCAGGAAGUCCAUGCGUGCGCUCGCUGGGAAGCCCACAAUGAUCUUUGGCCUCGACGUCUCCCACGGCGCUCCGGGCAGCCGCGCUCCCUCCAUCGCUGCUGUGGUUGCAACCAUGGACCCUCAUGCCAGCAAGUACGCCGUGCGGGCACGCGCACAGCACAGGAGGCAGGAGACCAUACUUGGGCUCUUUGAUUCAGAGAUUGCCACUGGCGGCAUGCUUUGUGAGCUGAUGAACGAUUUCGGCAACGCCAACAAGUGUGGGCCCCAGCGCAUCAUCGUGUACCGGGACGGCAUCAGCGAGUCGCAGUUUCCAUCGGUGGGCGCGGCAGAGCUGCAAGCGUUCCGCAAGGCAUUUGAGUUCAUGGGCAAGAAGAUGGGGGAGCCGUCCUUCCGCCCCCCCAUCACCUACAUCGUGGCACAGAAGCGCAACAACGUGCGCUUCCUGCCGUCCCAGGGCGGCUUCAACGUGCAGCCGGGGACCAUCGUGGACCGCGAUGUGACCCAUCCUUUCUUCUUCGAUUUCUACAUGGUCUCGCACAAGGGGCUGCUGGGCACCAGUCGGCCAGUGCACUACCACGUGUUGCACGAUGAGAAUGGAUUCACAGCAGACGAGAUUCAACACCUCACACACUCCCUCUGCUACAAUUACGGGAGGUGCACUCGAGCCGUCUCCACUGGUACGCCCUCCCUCUCCCUACAGCCCCUUCACAACAUGUUACAGCCCCUUCACAACAUGUUACAGCCCCUUCACAACAUGUUACAGCCCCUUCACAACAUGUUACAGCCCCUUCACAACAUGUUACAGCCCCUUCACAACAUGUUACAGCCCCUUCACAACAUGUUACAGCCCCUUCACAACAUGUUACAGCCCCUUCACAACAUGUUACAGCCCCUUCACAACAUGUUACAGCCCCUUCACAACAUGUUACAGCCCCUUCACAACAUGUUACAGCCCCUUCACAACAUGUUACAGCCCCUUCACAACGUGUUACAGCCCCUUCACAACGUGUUACAGCCCCUUCACAACGUGUUACAGCCCCUUCACAACGUGUUACAGCCCCUUCACAACGUGUUACAGCCCCUUCACAACAGGUUACAGCCCCUUCACAACGUGUUACAGCCCCUUCACAACAUGUUACAGCCCCUUCACAACAUGUUACAGCCCCUUCACAACGUGUUACAGCCCCUUCACAACAUGUUACAGCCCCUUCACAACAUGUUACAGCCCCUUCACAACAUGUUACAGCCCCUUCACAACAUAUUACAGCCCCUUCACAACGUGUUACAGCCCCUUCACAACGUGUUACAGCCCCUUCACAACAUGUUACAGCCCCUUCACAACAUGUUACAGCCCCUUCACAACGUGUUACAGCCCCUUCACAACAUGUUACAGCCCCUUCACAACAUGUUACAGCCCCUUCACAACGUGUUACAGCCCCUUCACAACAUGUUACAGCCCCUUCACAACGUGUUACAGCCCCUUCACAACGUGUUACAGCCCCUUCACAACAUGUUACAGCCCCUUCACAACGUGUUACAGCCCCUUCACAACAUGUUACAGCCCCUUCACAACGUGUUACAGCCCCUUCACAACAUGUUACAGCCCCUUCACAACAUGUUACAGCCCCUUCACAACAUGUUACAGCCCCUUCACAACAUGUUACAGCCCCUUCACAACAUGUUACAGCCCCUUCACAACGUGUUACAGCCCCUUCACAACAUGUUACAGCCCCUUCACAACGUGUUACAGCCCCUUCACAACAUGUUACAGCCCCUUCACAACGUGUUACAGCCCCUUCACAACGUGUUACAGCCCCUUCACAACGUGUUACAGCCCCUUCACAACGUGUUACAGCCCCUUCACAACAUGUUACAGCCCCUUCACAACAUGUUACAGCCCCUUCACAACAUGUUACAGCCCCUUCACAACAUGUUACAGCCCCUUCACAACAUGUUACAGCCCCUUCACAACAUGUUACAGCCCCUUCACAACAUGUUACAGCCCCUUCACAACAUGUUACAGCCCCUUCGCAACAUGUUACAGCCCCUUCACAACAUGUUACAGCCCCUUCACAACAUGUUACAGCCCCUUCGCAACAUGUAA